Messenger RNA from Heterotrigona itama, 3383 nucleotides. Lineage: Eukaryota; Metazoa; Arthropoda; Insecta; Hymenoptera; Apidae. The record is from the annotation of a GenBank genome assembly.
AUGCAAGAUAAAAAUUCCAAAGUAUAAUAGAAAUUACGAAAAGUGAUUCUCUGUAAAAGCAAGAAUUUCCGAAUUAUAGAAAUGAAUGUUUCGUUGUGCAAACAGACUUACCAAAUGUCAUUAUAUUAAAUUUUGUAGGUGUAUAAAAGGCAGGUUACAGAAAUGUCAUUAGAAAUUCUAAGAUUGAAUAUUCGCGUAAUCGCUUGGACGUAGAUGGAGCCAAAAGUAUGUGGACAUCGGUCAUUGUGUUUUACAUAGACAAACGGGGGCAUGUUUCGCGCGGCGGACAGAAUUUCUUGUGACGAAAAAGAAGAAAAGACGGUGUAUCGCAAUCAAAACCCGAUACGUGAUAUACGACACAGGCUGCGACACGCAUAUAUAUUUGUUAUAACUGUAGUGUUCGAUAUCCUGUAUGUUACACAUUGUCGAGUUUCACCGGACGCACGUAGAAUGCGUUUGUCCUCACGGAAUGAAAAACAGCUUUCGCGAUGAACAACAAUUUACGUAGAGAGAAACACGUUCAUUUUUUAUAUAUAAAUCGAUUUUAAAAAUUUCAUUGAAGAAUAAGAUAUUGAAAAUCAAUCUCGCAAAGAUACAAUAUUUAAUUGUUAGUUAUGCAAAUAUAUGUCUUAAAAAUUGGACUUAACAGUAAUGGCGGAAAAUGUUUGAAAUUUGUAUUGAACGAGAUGUCUUGAAUUAUUGAUUCAAGAAUCAGUUGUCUUUUGCCACACAAUAUUUAUUUGUUCAAUAAUAAUAUAUAUAUUAUAUAUUAUAUAUUAUAUUAUAUUGGAUGUAUGUAGGUAUUCAAUAAUAAUAUAUUAUAUUGGGUGUAUAUAAUAUAUUAUAUUGGAGGUAUACAGGAUGUCCCAUUUUAACUUUAUAAAAUCCAUUAUAUGAGAGACCAGGAAGAACAAGGGCAAUAUCCUUACAUUUAUACUGUUAAUUUUUCAACACAGAUAAGUUAAAACCUUUUCAUAGGGAAUGGUCUAUCGCAUCGAUUGACAAAAAAAAAAUUACAUAGUUCUGUUUAAAGAAAUGGUAUUGAUCUUCAUAUUUCCUUUACGCGUCCACCUAGAAACAAAUUGACUGUAUUAAAUCACUUAAUAUAUAGUAGAUUAAAAUGUAUAAUAUUGAAAGAGAUUUUUCUGAAGAUUCGUAAUAUUUCAGGCAAGCUAUUUGUUAAGAGUGUUCAGCAUGCAAGUGGCCAAAUAUUGUGCAGACUCAUCGAUGCCGGAUUGCAAUAAAAAUUUAUUGGUUACUGGGAUGCGGAACUUGGCUAACAUGGACAAUAAUGUUCUUGAUAGAUUGGAUCCGUAUCAACGUAACGCGAAAGAACUUACUAUCGGCGAUAGCGAUAUAAAUGGAAUAGCAGAAGAAACAAUGGCAACAAACAAUUAUAUUCGACCAUCCUCAGAGCACACUGGCGGCCCUUAUCUAGUUGGACCAAUGGUAAUUCGAGUGUAUCCGGAUGGUCGACCAGUUCCAGAAGAUUCGACACGCUCCCUACCUCGAGACGAAGAUGCGGAAGAAUUCAGGCACUCCCGAAUACCCUCAGUCGAAGAAAUUGAAACUGACAGUGAAUUCUAUGAGAAACGAUUGAAAGGAAACUCGUUCACAAAGACCAAUAGUCAUCGACGGUCUCAAGAAGAAUCUGCUCAUUUCCGAAACAAUUAUCCACCAUUUAAAAGACGAUUAUCUGAAGAAAUGAAUGCAAAGCGUAAGAUACAGUAUCAUUGAAAGGGAAAUGUUUCAAUUAGCGUUAAAGAGUUGAAAAAUCUCAUUAUAGAAUAGGUAACUAUGAAAUUUGUUGAAUGUUGAAGUUAAAAAUAAUGACAAAAUAGAAAAAUAUGUUUCUGUUUCUAAAAAAGAGUCGAAAACUAUCGAAAAGUAUAGGAAGAUAGUCGUAGAUAUAUAGGUAAUAAUGAAAUUUACUUGAUAAAUGACAUGUUGAAAGUCUUAAAGUGGUAUGGAGAGUAAUGUCUUUAAUAGGUAUAAUGAAAAUAUUUUAUAAGGGUUCAGAUCAGUUUGUAUAUCUUUUUAUACUCAAAGUUAUUGUGGUUAUUUUUUUGUAGUUGUGAAAAACUGGUCUUUCAUAAAAUAAGUAACUAAGAAUUGUUUAACCUAGAUAAUAAUUUGAUGAUUAAUUCUUGACACAAGAGUUAAUAUUUCAAACGUUAGCCAUUUUGAACAAUUUAUUGAACGUAAGGCAAUGAGUGAAGAGUGAUAUUUCUCGACAGUUUCAUCCGUACAUUGUUAGAUAAUAAUUUCGUAAAGUUUAAUGGCGAUAAGUUUGAAAAGACUGCUUUUGAUAAUGGUAUUCAUAUGUUUCGUACAAUCAUAUGUUUUUUCAAAAACAUUUAAUAGAGGUUACAUUUAAUAUUAGGAAGUUAAGUUGACGAUUGGUCGACGGUCAAAUUGUUUAUAGUUUUCGAUCUUAAAUAAGUAUUUUAGUAAGUUCUUCGAAUCAUUAAAUAUACUCACCAUUUUUUAAAAUAUUUCUGUACACGUAAAUGAUGUCGACCAUGAAUAUUUUUGAUUGCGCAGUAUUUCCCAUUAAUUUAUUAUUUAUUUUGUUAUCCGUGAAAGUAUCAUUUAUCUUUACAUUGAUUUCAUUUGUGUAUAAUUUCGCUCAUAUCUACACUAUGAUUCAAAUAAGCAUGAAAAUAGGCAAGUCCUUUUUGUUACAUGAGAUUUUUUCAAAUCUCAAUUAGAUUCUCAAUUAUUCUGUUCGCUUUUAAGAUACAAGUUACGGCACAAGGGAACUUACCUCGCUGAAAAUUUGUUAUUUUUCAUGCUGAGUGAAUAUAUACGUACAAAAACUCAUAUAUAACGUAAUAUUAGCGGAAUAUAUUCUCACUUCUACAAUAAUACCUGCAUUUGGAUAUUUUAUUCGUUGAAAUAAAAUAUUUAUUACAAAAUCAUGCAGCGAAGUUCGAGAACGUAUUCGAAGCACGUAAUUUGAAUUUUCAUGUUGUAAAAAUUUCUAAGUACGUAAUAUGUGGUGUUGUAACAAUUUCGAUAUUCGUAUUUGCACAAUGAUAUUAGAAUUUUUUUUUUUUAGUAUAAUGUGUCCACAUUUUAUACGAACACGUAAUAAUGUAGAUUUUAUAUAAAACUUCAUAAGUAUCUACGAAAUUUGGUAUUAAGUUAAAGGUUGAAUUGUGCGCGCACGUUUGUGUGUGUGUUGUGUGAAAGAGAAAUAGUUGAUCAUUGCAAAUGUUUUUAAGCGUAUAUAAAUGAUUUAAAAUAAAAUGUGAUAUUUAACUGAAGAAGAGUCCACUUCCUUCGACAAUGUUCUGAAAUCUGCAAUCUCCUAUUUUUUUGAGAUAAACGACUAAUUGUAAGUUAAAUUUAAUUAAGUUCAAUUUGAUUCAGAUUUUUAA